Zea mays is the source of this 2033-nucleotide messenger RNA. RefSeq lists its product as uncharacterized. Gene Ontology annotation, biological process: regulation of asymmetric cell division. The transcript has 4 exons. Lineage: Eukaryota; Viridiplantae; Streptophyta; Magnoliopsida; Poales; Poaceae. The coding region runs from base 287 to 1729 and encodes 480 amino acids. The record is from RefSeq and is a predicted model, not a curated record.
GCUCUGCCUCUCACGCCUUUUAUUUAAGAGGCCACCCCCGGGGUUUGGAAUUCUUUUCCCAGCUCUGAAUUCUCCUGGUCGUUGGGCUGCCUGUGAUCGGCUUAUCCCCUCCUCAUCCCAUUCUCACCGAGCUUCUGCCAAUCUGCGUUCGCGGCGGCGUUUCUUUUGGCCUCGCAAGCGGCGGAGGAGGAGAGAAUUCCGGGGUUUUAUCGCAAGGCAGGACAACACCAAUUUGAUGCUUUCUGAAACUAGACAAUACAACCUGAUGGUAAAAUGAUACAGAGUUAUGACACGGAAAAUGGUAGAAGACAAGAGUUCAUCACAAGACACGGUACAGAAAAGUGGGCAUGCUGUACUUGGGAAUGUUUCUUAUGACAAGGAUGUUGUGGAGAUAAAACUGGCAGACGCUAUUGAUUCCGAUAACUACGUCGGUAAUUUUGUCAAGGAUGUCUGUGUCGAUGACGGAGCACUGCUUCAUCGGACGGCAUCAGAAGAAAAACCAGUAGACAGAAGGUCAUCCCUAGAUCUCAGUUGCCAAAUGAUCGGUGCAGAUAGUGACAUAAGCUACUACGGGAAGGAAGAUCAUUCUAGAACAUCUGCGCACGAACUAAAACCAGAAGCAGUUGCACUUGCACCUCUUUGUAACAUCGGUGCAGAUAGUGGCAGAGAGUAUGAUCUUGAAGAUCGGACCGGUACUGGUUCCAUCGCAGGCAGUCCUGGUGAGAAGAAGAUAAGUUUGCAAGAGCUGCUUCUCCUUGAAAGUGCAGAAGAGUCCCGAAAUACAGGCGCAGUAAACUCCGAGAGCAGUGAAAAGCAUAAAUGUCCUCUGAAUGAAGAAGAAGCUGCACAGACUUCCAAGGACGGCGAUCCUGACGCUGAGACUGUUUUGGCCAACACCUUUGAGCAUAUUAGUGAUGGCAUAUCAAGUAAGGAGAAAGGCAGUGGUUGCCCAGCGACGAUGGCUAGAGACCAGGUUGAUACAGCUACGGCACUAGAUGUGCGAGAGCCACAGAAACUUGAUCGGUACAACCCUUCCGUUGAUCGUCGGUCACGAGAGUACACAUCGGUGCCUGAGUGCUCUAUACCAGGAAUCACAGAUGCUGCCUCCUCCACGGGUUCCAUCUGCUCUUUUCACAACGCGACGAGCAGCACCGCAACCGCAGGCUUGGGUGAAGGUGAAACACUUGAACCAGGGGCGGAUACUCUCAGCGCAGGCAGCUCAGACAUCGGUUCAUCUGAAAAGAGCCACGACAACCACAGCGGAAGUAUGUUUAGCAAGCCAAUCGCUGGUGCAUAUGGGAAUGGGAAGAAGCAAGAAAAACAUGGUCAGAUGGAUGAGGAGCACGGCAUAGGCACAGCAGACGACGCAGCCGCCAGUACGAGUUCUGCUUCUACCCUCGCGCAGGAUGGCUCUGCGCCUGCGGUCCAAGAAACCGUGCCUGGUAGUAGUAGUAGUAGUUCGAGACCGGCAGCUCGCGCCGGUGACGACCCGGACCUCUCUGGUCCCAGUAUAAUGUCAGGCCCGGUGUCGAUGUCGGGUCACAUAGCAUAUUCUGGCAACGUCUCUCUCCGGUCAGAUAGCAGCACGACUAGCACCCAGUCCUUUGCAUUUCCAGUGUUGCAGAGGGAGUGGACCAGCAGCCCCGUCAGGAUGGCGAAGGCAGAGCGCAGGCGCAGCGGUGGACGGCAUCGCGUCUGGAGGAAAGGGAUCAUCUGCUGUAAAUUCUGAUCGACCAUGGCGGGCGGCCCUGCCAUCUUAUUUGAAAUCCAGCCACCUCCUUUCUUGACACCUCCUUCCUAGUGGCUUGACCGUUGAGUGACAAGGUGUGUAUAGCUGUAGCGUAGUGACGGUUUUUUUGUUUUGUUUUGUUUUGUUUUUGUUUCCUCCGAGAAUGUGCUUAAGUGCCCACGUUUUUCAUUUGCUAUUGUUAUAAGGCAGUAGAGUAGUAGUGAUCACGCUUGGCAGAGGUGAUUAGUUUUGUACAUCCUUUUGGUGGAUUUAAAUUAAAUUAGAUGCAGCGAAAAUUCGUUCC